This is a messenger RNA of Colletotrichum scovillei, 1512 nucleotides long. RefSeq lists its product as uncharacterized. Lineage: Eukaryota; Fungi; Ascomycota; Sordariomycetes; Glomerellales; Glomerellaceae. The record is from RefSeq and is a predicted model, not a curated record. Gene Ontology annotation, cellular component: membrane. Bases 1 to 1512 code for a protein of 503 amino acids. The transcript is spliced from 4 exons. Gene Ontology annotation, biological process: carbohydrate transport; transmembrane transport. Gene Ontology annotation, molecular function: carbohydrate:proton symporter activity.
AUGAAGGACGAGCAGAUUGUCGGCGCCGCCUUGGCUGAAGUUCUUCCCAAGACAGACAGAUACUGGUUUCAACAGCCGCAUUUGCUCAGGUUGAAUUUGCUACUUCUAAUCCCUCUGCUGUCCUCUUCAGUUGCAGGUUACGAUGGCUCUUUGAUGAACGGCCUCCAGUCCCUCCAACAAUGGCGAGAAUACUUUGGACAUCCGGCCGGCGUAAGGCUGGGAGUUGUGAACGCAGCACAAUCUAUCGGAUCCGUCCUAGCUCUACCUAUCGUGGGAUACCUGGCAGAUCGCUUUGGCAGGAAGCCAGUUCUCUUGUCUGGCAUCAUCCUCAUCAUUGUCGCCACAAUAAUUCAGUCCACCUCGAUCAAUCUACCGAUGUUCAUCAUCUCACGGCUGAUUGUUGGCUUCGGCGGCAUGUUUGUCGUUCAUCCGAGUCCCAUGCUCAUUGCUGAAUUAGCUUGUGCGAUCUUGGCCUCUUGGACAACUUUUGGCUGCCAAGACUAUCAAAGCGAGUGGGCAUGGCGGGUGCCUUCUGUCCUUCAAGCCGGCUUCCCACUGGUGCAGCUAUGCUUCUAUGCCUGGGUCCCAGAGUCGCCCAGAUGGCUGGUAGCACGAGAAAGAACUACAGAGGCAGCUGCAAUUCUCGCAAAGUAUCAUUCAGGGAUCCAUGUCACAUCCGAAGGCCACACUCCUCUUGUCAGCCGUGAAGUGGCCGAAAUUGUCCAGACAAUCCAGCAAGAAAAGUCUGCAGAGACGACGGGCUGGAUGGCAUUGGUGUCUACGCCUGGCAAUCGCAAGAGAACGCUGAUUGCGGUUUGUGUGGGAGCUUUCGCCCAGUGGAAUGGCAUAGGAGUAGUCUCGUACUAUCUCACGCUGGUUCUCAAUACCGUCGGCAUCACGGACACCUUCACACAAACUUUGAUCAACGGUCUCCUGCAAAUCUUCAACUUUGCUGCCGCUCUGAGCGCCGCCUUCCUAGUUGAUCGUCUCGGCCGCCGGACUCUAUUCCUUUGGUCAGGGGCGGGCAUGCUGUUGAGCUACAUUGUCUGGACAGCCUGCUCAGCCGUCAACACGGAUACCGGGUCCAAAUCCGCUGGAAUUGUUGUUGUCGUCUGCCUCUUCACCUUUUACUUCCACUACGACAUUGCUUACACCCCACUACUGCUGGGAUAUCCAACCGAGAUUUUUCCCUACUCUCUGCGUUCCAAAGGCAUCGCGGUUGAGCUAUUUGCAAUCUACGGGUCACUGAUCAUCGCGGCAUUCGUCAAUCCCAUCGGUCUAGAGAAUAUUGGGUGGCGUUAUUACAUUGUCUUCUGUUGCUUUUUGGUAGUAUUCUUUGUCGUUACGUGGGUCUUGUUCCCGGAGACCAAGGGGUACAGCUUGGAAGAGAUUGCUGUGAUUUUCGACGGACCUCAGGCUGUGGAAAACUUUGAGGAUGCUUCAGAGUCGAAGGAAGAGAAAAUACUUGCUAAAGGCGGAACUCACGAUAUCGUACAUAAGGAGGAGGCAUAG